AUGUUUAUUGAUGUUGUUAUUGUAUUUCUGUUAAUUUUAUUUAAUCUAUUCGAGAGACUUCAAUGUGCGGGUAUUAAUCUAAUUCGAUAUCAUGCAAAUUUAUAUCGAUGUGGAGAAAUUAUUAUUGAUGAAGAUCUUAUACGACCAUUGUAUUCUUAUUUCAGUUCUAUGAAACAAGAUGAAUAUCGAAAUAGGAAUAAUUUGUAUCCAAUAUUGUAUUCAUUAGCACGUAUUGAAACUGCAUGUCGUGCAGCAUAUUUAACGUCAAAGGAAGAAAUGAAACGUCCAUCUAUUGUAUAUAAUGGAUUCAAAUGCACUGAUGUUAAUGAAUAUUCGACUGUAAUUGACACAAAAACUGAAGAAUCAGAAUCAAUAGACUCAAAAAUUGAAAAGUUUAAACCAGUAGAAGAUGAUGUGAUUGAACUAAACGUUGGUGGUCAAAGAAUAACAACAUCACGCUCAACUCUAACUGCUGUACCUAAAUCGAAAUUAGCAUUGAUGUUUAUGAAGAAUAAUACAAAUGCACAUAAAUCACGAGAUAAUCAAGGUGUAAUAUUUUUCGAUUAUAAUCCCGAUCAGUUUAAGUAUUUGCUUGAUCAAUUGCGAGCAAUUAAGCGUAAACCACAAAUAUCUGUCUAUGAUAUUCUUAUUGAAGCACCAAAUAUUGAUACACGAUUAAACUUUUCACUUAUGGUUUCUGAUCUUGGACUAAGUCCUGAACAAUUUUUGUCUCCUCUCACUGGUGCUCAUCUAAACUUGAAUAUAAGCUCUUUAAUUGGAUGGCAGGAAUGUUAUCGAAGUACAUAUCAUAUACCGUUCGAUAUAAUGAAAUUUUUAAAGAAUUGUAAAAGUUCAAGAUUUCUAGUCGCAUGUACUCCUACUAAUAACAAGGCAACUUUAACGUUAGCUGGUGUAGGUGGUAGUACAACUAUCUUACGGCAAUGUACUCAAAACAAUUAUUGUACGACUGACAUAAAUAAUGGUACAGGUUUCUACUAUGUGAAUGAUCAAGCCUGGGGAUUCGAAGGGCGUACUGAAGAUUUCGACUAUUCGUCUAAUGAUCAUUACUCCAUGCAUAAUGGCAUGCCACAAAAUGCGUUCAAUUUGAAUCCUUGUGAUACCAGUGAUCAAUAUGGUGAAUAUCGAUUAUGUUGGUCACUUCGUUCUAGUAUCAAUCGUGGAGGUGGCGAUAGAUGUGGAGACAUAAAAAAUCUUCAUAAUGCAUCGAAUUGGCAACGUAUUAUCUAUCAAGCUGUCUAA
Adineta steineri is the source of this 1260-nucleotide messenger RNA. The record is from the annotation of a GenBank genome assembly. Lineage: Eukaryota; Metazoa; Rotifera; Eurotatoria; Adinetida; Adinetidae.